GAGCCGGUUGGCGUUCUUCAAUCUGGUCCCUUUCGUUGCACAAUUUCCACACUUGCCUUGAACACCAUGUUCUUCUGAAGUUCCUUUUAUCGAACACCUUCGGUGCGCUUUUUCCCAUCAUCGCCGACGGAGGGAGGCGACCGGAAUGGCAGCUUCCUCUGCGAGCAUCGCCGUCGCAAACGCUAUCUGGGAACAGAUCAAAUCCUCUCGCUCAGUGUCCGACGACUACCUAUCCAUCCUGCACUUCUUAUUUGGGAAGAACAUGGAGCGCGCGACGAGGAUCGUCGACCAGGGCGGCGUCCGAAGGGUCUCCGGCGCCCCCAGCGGCCGUUCUCUUUUCCUGGUGGUGGGGGAAUCGAAGAGGAAGGAGGAGUACAUCUGCUUUCCCGAGCACCACUGCACCUGCUACUCUUUCUUCUAUGACAUCGUCAACAGGGGUGAACAGCUCUGUUGCAAGCAUCAAAUAGCAGCUCGGCUUGCUGAAGCGGUGGGUGCCCUCGCGGAAGUGGAGGUGUCUGAUGAGCAGCUGGCGCUUAUGCUUGCGAAACUCUGAAAGCUAUAAGCGUUUCAAAUUGUACAGGAAAUUCCAGAUGAAAGUCUAUUAUGAAGAGAAAGUCCCUUCUCUCUUAUUAGAAGAAGCAGAUAUAUGCUUGCUUUCUUGUGGCAAUUUUUGCUUUCAAAGCCGUUCUCAAUUGUAAAUGUGUAAUGGCCAUCAGCAAGUUGGUAAAAUGUAGUAACAUUAACGCUCUUCUUGAAAGAACUCAUACUUAAAAUCAUCCUCAAGCUCUAUUGUGUUGAACAAAUUUGUACAUUGAGUCAGUAGAAUCUCCUUAUCUCCUUGAAAAUCAGCCAUGCAUACAUUUGCAAUAUUUUUUUCUGAAAAAAGUUCAAUGCAUACUUGUACUGAUUUUAUUCUGGAUAAGUUCAUUGCAUGCUUAUGUAGAAAGUCUUGCCUACAUAAUUCAUGAAAAUGUUGAGCAGUGAAUCAGUAAUGUUAUGGCCGUUUGAAACUGGCUUAAUUGAAAACAGCAGUCUUUCUGAAAGAAGGCUCAAUUUCUUUAGGCAGCUCGAACACAUAUAUUAUAUCUCUUUCUUGACUUAUUUGGUUAUUGAAAAAUAGGAAACCAAUCCACAACAUGUUUUAUUUUGGCAAAACAUUCAGGGGUUGAGCUUCACUAGGUGGACAAUAUAUUUACUAACUCAAGGAGAGUCACAUUAGCAACCUUAAAAAAGAACUUCAUUCAUCUUGAGAAGUGUAGUAGGAAGUUCCAUAAAAAAGAAAAGAGAGAAAGAAAGGUAGUAGAAAGAUGGCACUGUGACUGAUGACCUUUUCAAGUAUCUAUUCCUGUCUUAUGUGAAUUCAUGGAUGACAUUUGUAAACUGGGAAUGGUCCAGUCACCGGCCACCUAUUGUUCUGAACCUUCUUAUCAUGAAUUUAUCUGAAGUCUAAGCAUCAGUGAAGAAUGCAUCUACCUAAAGCAACAAGCCUCAUCCCUAAGGUUCGCCUUUUGGACUAAGGAGUGAUCUCCCAAACUAUGAGAAUAUUCUAUUAUUGGCCUUCCGCUUGACAGUAACCAUCUGUGAUACUGAAUUCAUGGCCAUUGUAACUAGAAGGGUAGUCAACGGGGAGGAAACUUGUAUACAUGAUUACAUUUAAGCUCAUGCAAUUAGCAAGCAACCCUUUGAGGUUCCCCUGCACUUGAAUUUGGUUGAUCCGUCAUGAAAUAACAUCUGCCAAUUUUUUACAUAAUCUAAACAAACCUUGUAAAUUUAUUGUUUACUUAUUUGUCAUUCUAAAUUGAGAGAGAAGCUUUUUUUGAAUAUGGUUAUGCUUGCUGCAUUCCAGAAGAAUAUAAUAGCACAGCCUAUUCCAGUCGUUCUCAAUACCAAAACAAGUAGACUUUAAGUUACUUUCAAAAGCAAUAGAGGUUUUUUUUGCUGGCAAAAGGGCAGGACCUUGCUUUUGUUGGUUUUGUAAUCUUAGCCUGCUGUGCGAUGUCUUCUCCAAAAGUAGUGAGCAAU
Elaeis guineensis (African oil palm) is the source of this 2022-nucleotide messenger RNA. The record is from RefSeq and is a predicted model, not a curated record. NCBI's taxonomy places the organism in Eukaryota, Viridiplantae, Streptophyta, Magnoliopsida, Arecales, Arecaceae.